AUGUGGUCCUUCGUGCGCUCCGUCUCCCUCGCUUCGCUGAUCGCGUCGUCGGUGGUGAGCGCACAGCUCAGUUUCGUGGCCAGCAUUCAGCAAGCUGGGAAAGACGUCGAGGUGCCUAACCUGGAUUUUAUUCGGAAGCCGGCUCAAGGCCAUCGCCGACAUGCGUCCCGAAACCACCACGGCUACCACCAAGAUAACAAGGCCGAGGAGAGAGAUGUGACUAGCUAUAGCUCGAACUGGUGUGGUGCAUCGCAGCACACGACCCCGUCGGAUGGCAUCAGCAACAUCAUCGGCUACUUCACAGUCCCUGACCUGAAACUGCGACCGGGCAUCCCGGCGCCGCAGUUCGCUGCCGCAUGGGUUGGCAUUGAUGGGGCCGAAUGCAAUUCGACCUUGCUCCAGGCGGGCGUGACCACCAUUGUCAACUCCGAUGGCGGCCAGAGCGCCUCUGCGUGGUGGGAGUGGUACCCGGAAGCGUCCUUCACCAUCGACGGUCUCAAAGUCAAGCCGGGUGACUGGAUGGCGGUGAACAUCACGACCAAAAGCACAACAGCUGCGACGAUUGUGAUCACCAACUCGCAAUUGGGCACAUCCGUCACCAUACAGGUCAACAACGGGCCGAAGCUCUGUCGCCAGGAUGCCGAAUGGCUCGUGGAGGAAUUUUACGACUCGGGCAAGCAGGUUGCGUUGGCGCAGUUUGCGGACUUGUGGUUUGUCGACUCGGAGGCGACCACGGUGGGUGGCAAGACGAUCGGCUUCGACUCGGCGACCAUGGUAGCUUUGCAAGACGACGAUGGAAAGGUGCUCUGCCAGGGUGAGCCUUAUGACAACACCAACUUCGUCAUCGUUUCGAAGUAA
Dichotomopilus funicola is the source of this 858-nucleotide messenger RNA. Its product is annotated as protease. Gene Ontology annotation, biological process: proteolysis. The transcript has 3 exons. NCBI's taxonomy places the organism in Eukaryota, Fungi, Ascomycota, Sordariomycetes, Sordariales, Chaetomiaceae. The record is from RefSeq and is a predicted model, not a curated record. Bases 1 to 858 code for a protein of 285 amino acids. Gene Ontology annotation, molecular function: glutamic-type endopeptidase activity.